This is a messenger RNA of Dicentrarchus labrax (European seabass), 3767 nucleotides long. RefSeq lists its product as uncharacterized. The transcript has 16 exons. Lineage: Eukaryota; Metazoa; Chordata; Actinopteri; Moronidae. The record is from RefSeq and is a predicted model, not a curated record. The coding region runs from base 31 to 2727 and encodes 898 amino acids.
UUCCCCUUUUGGCUGUGGGCUUGUUUGGUGAUGAGUGUGAUUGCAGUCCUGUCUGUGAACAUGGUGACAGCCAACAUGUUACUGAGUGUCUUCUUUCUUUCAGGUGCUUUGGCUGAUUGUCCUAAUCCAGCCAGCCUCUUCAUCACUGCACCAAAGAAGAUGGAAGCACUGAGUGGAUCUUGUUUGCAAAUCUCAUGUAACUUUAGAGUUAGAUCAGAACAACAGUUUGACAGCAGCAGAGAAACCUUUGGAGUGUGGAUUAAAAGUGACCCUCAAUUUGGCCUCUAUCCAAACAAUGUGAUUUUCAACAGUAGUAAGACAGUUAACAUGUAUCCAAUGAAUAUUACUGGAAACCUGAGUCAGAAAAACUGCACCACUCUGUUUUCCAGUUUAAUCACAAGUUAUACAGACAAAUACUACUUCAGAAUCAUGAACUGGCCUUUCAGAGCAACAGCUGAUUGUGAUCCUCUUCAAAUAACAGUUAAAGAUUCUCCUUCGAGCCCCAGAAUUGAGAUCUCAGGUGAUCUGAAGGAGAAGCAGUCUGUCACUAUAACCUGCUCAGCUUUCACUCCCUGUCCACACUCCCCUCCUAAACUCACCUGGAAUCUCCAACAAGACUCUCACAACCAAAUAGAGGAAAACACAGAUGGAACCUUCACAACUAAAAUCCAGGAGAGCGUCACUCUGUCAGACCAACAUGAUGGAUACAACAUCACCUGUUCUGUCAGAUAUCCUGUGAAUGAAGGAAAAGAUGUCAAGACAGCAGAGGAGAGAAAGACUCUCAGUGUUUCAUACUCUCCCAGAGACACUUCAGUGGUCAUCAGUCCCACUGAUCCAGUGUCAGUUGGCAGCGUUGUGAACCUGACUUGCUCCUGCAGAGGAAACCCGCCUGUUGUCCACUUUGUCUGGUUCAUGGUCAGUGAUGGCAGACUGGAACUGAUCAGAGUUGAUACACAGGUUUAUGGCUUUAAAGUGACCAACAGUGAUCGAGGCAGAUUGUUUUACUGUGGAUGCAGAAAUGAUCUGGACAUUCAACUAUCGACAGGUCGUCAGCUGAUAUUUGAAGGUGAUCAACAGUUUGAACUGGUUGGCGUCCAUGUUAUACUGAAGACCGUGGGAAUCAUAAUGCUCAUCAGUGCAUUGGUCAUCUUUGAGUGCUGGUUUAGAUUAAGACACUCCACCAAACCAGUGAAGCCUCCACAGGAUGCAGUACAGUCACACUAUGCCAACACAGUGACUGAGUUGAUAGUCUUUGCUACUAAAAGUGAGAAAUUGCUUCGUACUAGAAAGUCACAACACUUCCAUUUUUCUUAUCUUCUAUCUGUGGACUCGUUUGGGAACACGCUGUCUGUGAAUAUGGUGACAGCCAACAUGUUACUGAGUGUCUUCUUUCUUUCAGGUGCUUUGGCUGAUUGUCCUAAUCCAGCCGGCCUCUUCAUUACUGCACCAAAGAAGAUGGAAGCACUGAGUGGAUCUUGUUUGCAAAUCCCAUGUAACUUCAGUGCUGAAUCAGAACAAGAUUUUAAAAGCAGCAGAGAAACCGUUGGAGUGUGGAUUAAAAAUGCCCCUCAAUUUGGCAAUAAUCCAAACAAUGUGAUUUUCAACAGUAGUAAGACAGUUAACACGUAUCCAAUGAGUAUUAUUGGAAACCUGAGUCAGAAAAACUGCACCACUCUGUUUUCCAGUUUAAUCACAAGUUAUACAGACAAAUACUACUUCAGAAUCAUGAACUGGCCUUUCAGAGCAACAGCUUCUUGUGAUCCUCUUCAAAUAACAGUUAAAGAUUCUCCUUCGAGCCCCAGAAUUGAGAUCUCAGGUGAUCUGAAGGAGAAGCAGUCUGUCACUAUAACCUGCUCAGCUUUCACUCCCUGUCCACACUCCCCUCCUAAACUCACCUGGAAUCUCCAACAAGACUCUCACAACCAAAUAGAGGAAAACACAGAUGGAACCUUCACAACUAAAAUCCAGGAGAGCUUCACUCUGUCAGACCAACAUGAUGGAUACAACAUCACCUGUUCUGUCAGAUAUCCUGUGAAUGAAGGAAAAGAUAACAAGACAGCAGAGGAGAGAAAGACUCUCAGUGUAUCAUAUGCUCCUAAAGACACCUCAGUGUCCGUCAGUCCAUCAGGUUUGGUGUCAGCAGGUAGCUGGGUGAACCUGACCUGCUCCAGCAGAGCCAAGCCUCCCGUCAGCCGCUUCACCUGGUUCAAGAACAGCAAAGAUGGACCCAUGAUUGUAUCUGAAGGACCGUUUUACAGCUUCAAUGUGACAGAUGGAGGAGAUUAUUACUGUGUGGCAAUGAAUGAUUUUGGUACUCAGUCGUCAUCACUGAUUCAUUUGUACAGUGCAGGAGCAAAACAGCCUGGUAGCUCUUCACCAUUGGAGGCAGUUGUUGGAGGGAUCAUUGGGGUCAUUGUACUCAUCUGUGUGGUUGUUGCCAUUUGCUGGUUAAAAUCAAAACACACAAGUUCACAACGGACACAGAGCCUAAAAACUGAAGAGCCAACUGUUCAAAAACCAGCCAGAGCAACAGAAAAAGAAGACAUCCAUUACGGAGAAAUUGACUUCUCUAAGUGGAGACCUGAACCGUCCUCUGCCUCAGUACAGGACAAUGCACUGCAGCAGGAUACACUGUAUGCACAGGUCAAAGUGUCCAAGACAGCAAACCACUUAACACAGACUGCUGACAACCCAGAGGCUCUCUAUGCUCAAGUCAAGAAAAAAUGAAUAUGAACGCAUCUUUUUUUUAAAAACAAAUACUGUUCAUUAAUACAAGGAAAUGGUUCCACUUCCUGCAGUUCAUUACAGUUAAUUUCAAGUGUGACAUUUUUUUUAACAGUACAUUUGAUGUUUGAGGUCUCAAAACUACUUUUCCUUCCUGUAAUUUGUUUUUGGUCUUGCGAGUAUAUAACUCAGCCAGGGUAAAAUUUCCCUGUAUGUUUACACACACAGUAAAUCAAUAAUGCUGAUUCUAAUUCAUAACACGUAGCAUGAUUUGCUCCAUAUAUGCAUCUUAUUUAUUUAUCAUCUGUGGAUUUGUGUUUUGAUCAAUGAUGAAGUGGAGUCAUUGUGACCCACAUUUGUGAGUAAACACACUGGUGUAGUCCAGUAAACAUGAUCGAAAUCAUACCAUUUGAUCACAAGAAAUUUUAAAUAACUAAGAGGAAUAGUUACUUAAUAAUAAUAAUGCUUUAUUUUUGGAUAGGGACAGUGCACAUUAAUGAACAUUGAUAUUAAAACAUCUCUGUAAACAUGCCGGAUUAUAGCAAAACUGCUAAUUUGCAUCCGCAGUCCCUAAUAAAAUAAAUAGAAAAAUACAAAUAGAAGAGAUAGCAAAUAAAUAGAUAAAAUACAAAUAGAGGAGACAACACACACAGCACAAUACAUUGCACAAUCACUUGACUUCUGACAAAUGUUUUUUAUAUCAAGCUGAAAUUGAUAGCAAUAAUAAGUACCGUACAAACAAAUUGCGACAUUUCCUAUAUAAAUAAGAUGAUGACAAAUAAAACAGUCAAAUAUUUGCACAAACUAAUUUGGUUGAGUUUACAUCCCCUUCCUCUUCUUCCUGUCUCAAGAUACAAUCAGUAACUGAGAAAUUGGUGUUUUUUCUGCAGACUGUCUGUCUAAAAGUCAUGUGCUAUGUAGCUCAUUUACAACCUAAACCAACUGGAAUUUGAUAAUUAAUAAUUAAGUAGAAAUUUUGUUGAAAUACUGCAAACUCACUUCUUUGUUGUUUUUAUAUUAAAGAUGUAAUAUGUAAGAAUUGA